Thamnophis sirtalis is the source of this 1688-nucleotide messenger RNA. Lineage: Eukaryota; Metazoa; Chordata; Lepidosauria; Squamata; Natricidae. The record is from RefSeq and is a predicted model, not a curated record.
CUUCUGGCUCCCUUCCAGGUGCCUCCUCCCACUCCAUGAAGUAUUUCUACACCUCCAUCUCGGACCCCAGUCAGGGGCAGCAGCCCCACUUUGUCGCUGUGGGGUAUGUGGAUGAUCAGGUCUUCGUUCACUAUGACAGCCACAGCCGGAAGAUGCAGCCUCGAGUCUCCUGGAUGGAGAAGGUGGGGAAGGAGGAUCCCCAGUACUGGGACAGAGAGACACAGAAUCAACGUGGCUCUGAGGAGACGUUCAGAGAAGGCCUGGAGAUUCUGAGGAUUCGCUACAAUCAGAGCGAAGGUCUUCACACGUUGCAGAACAUGUAUGGCUGUGAGCUCCAAAGAGAUGGGAGCAAAAGAGGGUUCGACCAAUAUGGCUACGAAGGGAGGACCUUCCUCACCUUCGACAAGGAGACCCUCACCUGGGUGGCUCCCGUUCCCCAGGCCCAGAUCACCCAGAGGAAAUGGGACGCUCUUCCAGAAUGGAAUCAGGGAAAUAAGGCCUACCUGGAGGAGGAAUGCAUUGAGUGGCUGGAGAAGUACCUGUCCUACGGGAAUGAGACUCUGCUGAGGACAGAGACCCCAAAGGUGACGGUGAGCAGCCGGACGGAGGUAGAAGAUGGGAUGGAGACGCACAUCUGCCGUGUGGAUGGCUUCUACCCCAGGGACAUCGAUGCCUCCUGGAGGAGGGAUGGGGAGGAAUGGCUGGAAGAGACCUUCCAUGGGUCUGCGGCCCCCAACGCGGAUGGGACCUACCACUACUGGCUCAGCAUCCGGAUCGACCCCAAAGAGAGGAGCCGCUAUCGGUGCCACGUGGAGCACGACAGCCUGCAGGAGCCUCUGGACUUGGAGCUGAAGGGUGAGAGGCUGCAGGGAGGGGAAGGCUGGGCUCUCUGGCAGGCUGGAGGGUGGUGGGAGAGAAAUCUGAGCCCAGCUGUGUCCAGAUGUGAGCAUAGCUGAGCUUUCAUCCAUUGGUCCUUCCAGUGUUUGAGGCUGGAGAAGCUGCAGGGACCAGACCGUAGAACUGACUUCGGGUGAUGGAAAGGACAGAAUCCCAUCGCAAUCCUUGGCCGAUCCUGAUGAAAUUCCCUCAGAUCCUCUCUUAGGCCUUCCCUGUUUCUUUUCUCCAGCAGAAGAGCAGAAAUUACGUUGAGUCCCAGAAACAGAUUUCCUUUUGUUUCCAAUCCCUAGAAAGAACCAGAAUCAGGAGCCCCUUUUCUGAAGGGAGAUUCGGACUAAAAUGGAUGAAGUGCAGCUGCCUUCAGGAAAGGCCGGGAGAGGCUGGACUGAGGCAUCCGGAGUCAGAAAAGAGGCUCCCGAGUCUGAGUUUUUCCCCAUCAGAGACUCACUUUGUUUUCCUGCUUUAAAAGUCAAAAGGUCACUCUGGGUUGCUGCUCUAAGAAAGAAGUUGCAGAUUAUUUUAUGAUAUAUGAAUUCCUGAGGCGCACCAUAAACCCCAAGGGAAAAAGCCUUUUCUCAAAGAACUCUGCAUAUGCUCAGAAGUGUCCUUCACGUAUUUUUACACUGGACUUCCAAAGUUAGAAAAUCUUUGAUUGAUGACUGUCAUCACAAUACAAGAAAUAUUCAAAUGUAAUAGUUGUCUCAACCAAAAUAUUCCUUUGGUUUUUGUUGUUGUUUAUAGCAAGCAUCCAUUCACAAGUGACAAGGUUGCUAUUCAAUGGGAACCCUGAG